AUGUCUGGAAACACCAAGGCCUUCUUUGACAUUCAGUACGCCCCUGUGGGCAGCUCUGCCCCCAAGACGUCCCGUGUCGUCUUCAACCUCUACGAGAAGGACGUCCCCAAGACCGCGAAGAACUUCCGUGAGCUCUGCAAGGCUCCUCAGGGUCAGGGUUACAAGGGCUCCAGCUUCCACCGUAUCAUCCCCAGCUUCAUGCUUCAGGGUGGUGACUUCACCCGCGGCAACGGUACCGGUGGUCGCUCCAUCUACGGCGAGAAGUUCGCCGAUGAGAACUUCAUCUACAAGCACACCCGCCCUGGUCUCCUCUCCAUGGCCAACGCUGGCCCCAACACCAACGGCUCCCAGUUCUUCAUCACCACCGUUGUGACUUCUUGGCUCGACGGCAAGCACGUUGUCUUCGGUGAGGUCGCCGACGAGGAUUCCAUGAAGGUCGUCAAGGAGAUCGAGGCUCUCGGCAGCAACACCGGUGCCGUGCGCUCCAACAUCAAGCCCACCAUUGUUGACGCUGGUGAGUUGUAA
This is a messenger RNA of Aspergillus melleus, 525 nucleotides long. RefSeq names its product peptidyl-prolyl cis-trans isomerase (gene cyp4). Lineage: Eukaryota; Fungi; Ascomycota; Eurotiomycetes; Eurotiales; Aspergillaceae. The record is from RefSeq and is a predicted model, not a curated record. Bases 1 to 525 code for a protein of 174 amino acids. Gene Ontology annotation, biological process: protein peptidyl-prolyl isomerization; protein folding. Gene Ontology annotation, molecular function: peptidyl-prolyl cis-trans isomerase activity. The transcript has 4 exons.